ACCACAAUUCAAAACAUCAGCUACUGAGGCAAGUGCCACGCCAUUCCCCGUAUUAUAUUUGUGUGUGCAACGAAGAAGGUGCCCGAAUCGUCUGUGAAAAUGAACUGAACAAGCAAUAGAUUGAGAGCCAAGCUAAGAUCACAUUUUCUUCUGGGUGGUACGAAUGCGACAUUUUCUUUUCUGUACAACAAAAAGGGGUGUCUGCGAGUUGUGUGAUUCUAGUCAUUUUACGAAGGCGCAGUGUGAGCGCAGAAACAACCGAUAGACCGGUGAACUGAUGACUGCCAGUAUGGAGAAUGUUUCCAAACUCCGAAUGAAUCUCGAGAAGCAGGAGAGCCUGGUGAAGCUGGGAAUACUCACCACGGCAGCUAUCCUCUCAUUCUCGACGCGUUUAUUUUCGGUGCUGCGCUUCGAAAGUGUUAUCCAUGAGUUCGAUCCGUAUUUUAAUUACCGAACGACUAAGUUCCUGGCCGAACAAGGGUUCUAUAAUUUCCACAACUGGUUUGAUGACCGGGCGUGGUACCCGCUGGGUCGCAUCAUUGGUGGUACCAUUUAUCCUGGUUUAAUGGUCACUUCCGCCACUCUGUAUCGGAUAAUGUGGCUGUUGAAUAUAACGGUGGACAUACGGAAUGUUUGCGUAUUUCUUGCACCGUUCUUUUCGUCCCUUACCACUAUUGUCACUUAUCUUUUGACGAAAGAGAUUCACAGUACCGGGGCAGGAUUGGUUGCGGCAGCGAUGAUUUCUAUCGUUCCCGGUUAUAUCUCACGGUCGGUGGCCGGAUCAUACGACAAUGAAGGUAUUGCAAUUUUCUGCAUGCUUCUGACGUAUUACAUGUGGAUUAAAGCAGUUAAAACGGGUGCUAUCUUCUGGGCGACAAUGGCUGCGCUAGCAUACUUCUAUAUGGUUUCCUCAUGGGGAGGCUAUGUUUUCCUGAUCAAUCUGAUCCCACUGCACGUGCUCGCCCUCAUGGCCACCGGUCGCUUUACCCAUCGUGUGUAUAUUGCUUACAGCACCCUUUACACCAUCGGUACAAUUUUGUCGAUGCAGAUCUCAUUCGUCGGAUUCCAACCCGUCCAAAGUUCGGAACAUAUGCUUGCCUUCGGCGUGUUUGGCCUUUGCCAACUGCACGCCUUUGUCGAUUACGUCCGCUCUCGUGUGUCGAACGAACACUUUGAGAUACUGUUCAACGCACUUGUCGUAACGAUUGCCACGACUACCGUCCUGUUGGGGUUGAUUCUAACGUUCACUGGGAAAAUUUCACCCUGGACGGGACGAUUCUACUCACUAUUGGAUCCAUCGUACGCGAAAAACCACAUUCCAAUCAUUGCAUCCGUUUCGGAACAUCAGCCCACGUCGUGGUCCUCGUUCUAUUUCGAUUUGCAAAUCCUGGUGUUUCUGUUUCCCGCCGGUUUGUAUUUCUGCUUCUCGAAGCUUUCCGAUGCUAACAUUUUCAUUAUUUUGUACGGAGUUACGUCAAUUUAUUUUGCGGGCGUCAUGGUUCGGUUAAUGUUAGUCCUCGCUCCGGUUAUGUGUGUUCUCUCCGGGAUAGCCAUCUCCCAUCUGCUGACGAAAUAUAUUCGCAACGUGGACACGAGUGGGCUCGGUUCGGGUGGCUCGAAAGGGGUCGAGUCGAAGAAGGCCAAAAAGUUCGAGCAGCAGUCGCCGAUGAAGAGCGAAAUUGCGAUCGCUUUCAUCAUAGUGAUUUCGCUGUUGCUGGUCACAUACACGUUCCAUUGCACCUGGGUUACCUCGGAGGCGUACAGUUCGCCCAGCAUCGUGCUCAGUGCACGGUCCCACGACGGAGGACGCAUUAUAUUUGAUGAUUUCCGCGAGGCUUAUUACUGGCUGAAGAUGAAUACACCGGAGGACGCCCGGGUCAUGUCGUGGUGGGAUUAUGGUUAUCAAAUAACAGCGAUGGCCAACCGAACCAUUCUGGUGGAUAAUAACACCUGGAACAAUACGCACAUCUCUCGCGUGGGCCAAGCGAUGGCAUCGACCGAGGAUAAAGCCUAUGAAAUAAUGAAAGAAUUAGACGUGGAUUAUGUGUUGGUGAUAUUCGGUGGUCUCACCGGUUAUUCUUCCGAUGACAUUAAUAAGUUCCUUUGGAUGGUGCGAAUCGGAGGCAGUACCGAUCGGGGAGCUCACAUCAAAGAAACCGACUACUACGCAUCGAGUGGUGAUUUUCGGAUCGACAAAGAAGGUUCGCCAACGCUGCUGAACUGUUUGAUGUACAAAAUGUGCUACUACCGGUUCGGUCAGGUGUACACCGAAGGUGGCAAGGCUCCCGGCUAUGAUCGAGUGCGGGGAGCGGAAAUUGGCAAUAAGGACUUCGAGCUGGAUGUACUCGAGGAAGCGUACACCACGGAACAUUGGUUGGUGCGAAUUUACAAAGUGAAAGACUUGAGCAAUAGGGGCGUGUAAGAUGAUACCAUUCGUCGCAGAACAUUUGAUGUUCUCUUUGAUGGGUGUUUUGUUCACAACGAUUUAUCACCAAAUUGUACGAUUUAUUUGUCAAUCUUUCUUGUCGAAGAAGAGAUUAUAUUCGUUAUUUCGUCACCAAUAAAAUUCGUAAAUAGUGUGAAGCAAACCAAUUUGCCACAAAAACUAACAAAACCGAUAUUUUAGCGCAACAUUUUAUAAAUUGAAUCGACAAACAUUGCGCAUUUAUAAUGCUAAGCAUGAUUUUUUUUUACCCGCAACCAGCAACCCUAGGGAAUAAAAAUAAUACACAA
This is a messenger RNA of Toxorhynchites rutilus septentrionalis, 2733 nucleotides long. It is a transcript of the gene Stt3A, whose product is annotated as dolichyl-diphosphooligosaccharide--protein glycosyltransferase subunit STT3A. The transcript is spliced from 6 exons. The coding region runs from base 278 to 2422 and encodes 714 amino acids. Lineage: Eukaryota; Metazoa; Arthropoda; Insecta; Diptera; Culicidae. Gene Ontology annotation, cellular component: membrane. Gene Ontology annotation, molecular function: dolichyl-diphosphooligosaccharide-protein glycotransferase activity. Gene Ontology annotation, biological process: post-translational protein modification. The record is from RefSeq and is a predicted model, not a curated record.